ACCUGUUGAAUGUAAACUGUAAUUGCGCGCAGUUUUGAUUAUGCAAUAUAUUAUUUAUAUUUGGUAAAAAAAUUUUUUCCAGGAUCGGCAGUUUCGGGAAUAAACCCUAAUCAGUAAAUGCUUUUGCAUUAUUAGCUGACAAAACAAAUCCAGGUAACUACUUAAUCUACUAAUUAUGGAGAGGCAAAUUUUUAUUGAAAAUCUCUAUCCUGAUGUAGAUGCAUAUCUGUUAUGCAGAGAUUUCAGGCAAUUUGGGAAUAUUUUAUCUGUAAGCAUUGACUAUGAUGACCAGUUUGUUUCAUUAAUGAAAGGGCAAAUAGUCUUUCAGAAACCAUCAAGUGCAAAAGCUGCUCUAAAGAUGAACGGCCAAUGUCUAUAUGGCAGACCUCUAGUGGUAAAAUUGGCUGGUGGUAAACCAAAUCUUCGAAAAAUAAAUAGAAUUUUUACAAAGAUUUUUGUGAAGAACUUUGAUCUCUCCUGGGAUGAUUUGGAUCUUGAGCAAAAGUUUGAAAAUUUUGGUGAGGUUGUUCAUGUUGAGAUAUCAAAGACUGAUGGUAAAUCGAAUGGCUAUGGAUUUGUUACUUUUAAAGAGCACACCUCUGCAGAGAAAGCUGCCAAAGAAAUGAAUGAUAAAGUGUUUGGUGAAAAAGUGUUAAGAGUUGAGCCGUACUUACCCAAGGAUGUGAGAGAAGGCUUGAACUCAAAAUCUUUGGAUCAUGCAAAAGAUAUGCUAGUUAAAGCAACUCAACUCAACAACUUGCAUGUGAAAAAUUUACCAAAAAGCACUGAUGAGAAAGAAUUGAGGAAAUUGUUUGAAGUUUUUGGAGAAGUCACAAGUGUUAAAAUUGCUCGUGAUGAUUCCCAAAAUAGUAGAGGGUUUGGAUUUGUUUGUUUUAAGAAUGAAAAAGAUGCUGAAACAGCUCUUUUCAGAAUGAAGGACUAUUCCUUCCAUUCAAAUAUUUUGGAGGUAAAUUACAAUCAAAGUAAAGAACAACGUCAACACUAUCUGCAGCUUGUCAAGACAGAAAAUCAGCAAAAGAAACCUUUUAAAGAGUUCAAUAAAAAACCACCUGGCGGGAAAAGCGUAGAGUCCGGCACUCGUCAUGCUGCACCCUUGUUUUCUUUUUCCAUGAAGCGCUAGUCUGUUAUUUUAAAUAAAUAUUGAGUCAAGCAAUAACUACCAUUAAAUCAAUCUGUUGUUUUAACUAAUUUGCUGUAAUCCAUUUUUAUUUAAUGGUUUUGCUAUUGGACUACUAUUUGGCUUUGUUUUACAUUUACUUUUUAUAUGAUAUAUGUAUCAAGUUAUCCAUUUUACACUAUUUACUGAAGAUGUUUUUAUUAAAAGAACAUCUGGUUGUAUUACAAAAGAAUAUGUAUCGAUGUAAAAGUAUCUUAAAUCUUCAUUGUGAUAUUCUACUAUGUAAAUAUUAUCUUCUGCUUGUGAAUGCUAGAUUUGUUUUUACUAUUCUUUUAGAAAUAAUGUUAUUUUUUAUUAUUAUCUACUUGAAAAAAUAUUAAUUCAAUAUUUGAUAGUUAGCAUUUUGUAUUUAGUUUGUGGUAUUCAAAGCAUUUUUGAGCGCUAAGGAAGUUAAAGAGGAAGUACAGUAUUAUCUGUGUGUUAGUUAAGUUUAAAGUAUAAACCAUUUAUUUGUUCAUAAAAAU
Parasteatoda tepidariorum (common house spider) is the source of this 1662-nucleotide messenger RNA. RefSeq lists its product as uncharacterized. The record is from RefSeq and is a predicted model, not a curated record. NCBI's taxonomy places the organism in Eukaryota, Metazoa, Arthropoda, Arachnida, Araneae, Theridiidae. Gene Ontology annotation, molecular function: RNA binding.